UUAAUUAUUUAAUAGUACUUAAAAACAAAUAAUAUAUAGGUAUAGAAAAGUAUGAUACAAAUCAUAUAACGUAUGUAUUAAACUGUCUUCGUAAGAAAAAGUUGGCACUUCUGAGUUAAACAGCUGUUUAAGAAUUAACAAUAAGAAGCAAGUAUACUGAUAACAACUGGCAAGUAGUAAAUCGUGGUAAAUCGUCGAAGGCCACCGUGAACAAAACCCGAGGAAGUCGGAUGUUCUUCAACCUAUAACUUUCUGUGUUUCCAUCAAACAAAACAGUUGAAAUAUGGAUAAACCUGUAUCAUCUGAUAUUGUACUCAUCGCAGGUAAUUCACAUCCAGAGCUUGCAAACCUAAUUGCCAAUCGAUUGGGUGUUAAGCAUGGAGGAUGUUCUGUAUAUCAUAAAUCGAAUCGGGAAACUAUGGUUGAAAUUGGAGACUCUGUACGCAGUAAAGAUCUUUACAUUAUUCAGACUGGAACCAAAGAUGUAAACAACAACAUAAUGGAACUUCUGAUCAUGGCAUAUGCGUGUAAAACUUCCUCAGCAAAAAAUAUUGUUGGUGUCAUUCCAUAUUUACCUUAUUCUAAACAAUGCAAAAUGCGUAAACGUGGUUGCAUAGUUUCAAAAUUAUUAGCAAAAAUGCUCUGCAAGAGCGGAUUAACUCAUAUAAUUACAAUGGAUCUACAUCAGAAAGAAAUACAAGGAUUUUUUGAUGUUCCAGUGGACAAUUUACGUGCAAGCCCUUUUUUACUUCAAUAUAUUCAAGAAUCUAUUCCAGAUUACCACAAUUCUGUAAUAGUUGCCAGAAAUCCUGGCAGUGCUAAGAAAGCAACCAGCUAUGCGGAAAGAUUACGUUUGGGUAUAGCAGUGAUUCAUGGAGAACAGCGAGAAGCGGAAUCAGACAUGAAUGAUGGACGUUAUUCCCCACCUGCCUUAGCUUCUCGAACAAUGGAAGUUGGAGUUGGUGUUCCAAUGCAUCCUGCAAAAGAAAAACCACCAAUUAAUGUUGUAGGAGAUGUGGGUGGACGGAUAGCUAUCAUGGUGGACGACAUGAUAGAUGAUGUACAAUCAUAUGUAGCUGCAGCAGAAGUUCUGAAAGAGAGGGGAGCAUACAAAAUUUAUGUUUUAGCUACACAUGGACUUUUAAGUUCUGAUGCUCCAAGAUUAAUCGAAGAGUCUCCAAUUGAUGAGGUUGUUGUAACAAACACAGUACCUCAUGAUGUUCAAAAAAUGCAGUGCCCAAAAAUAAAGACUGUUGAUAUCAGUAUUUUACUGGCAGAGGCUAUUAGACGUAUUCACAAUAAGGAAUCUAUGUCGUAUUUAUUUAAAAAUGUAACUUUGGAGGAUUAAGAAAUAUAAUGAACUAAUAGAUCUUAAAUAUAUUAAGAGUUUCCGCACCUGGGGACCAUACUC
Molecule: messenger RNA, 1411 nt
Organism: Dufourea novaeangliae
Lineage: Eukaryota; Metazoa; Arthropoda; Insecta; Hymenoptera; Halictidae
Product: phosphoribosyl pyrophosphate synthase-associated protein 2
Exons: 6
Coding region: 284-1348 (354 amino acids)
Biological process (GO): purine nucleotide biosynthetic process; 5-phosphoribose 1-diphosphate biosynthetic process
Cellular component (GO): cytoplasm; ribose phosphate diphosphokinase complex
Molecular function (GO): ribose phosphate diphosphokinase activity; magnesium ion binding
Source: RefSeq, a predicted model, not a curated record